Messenger RNA from Cucurbita maxima (winter squash), 1767 nucleotides. Its product is annotated as ubiquitin receptor RAD23d-like. Gene Ontology annotation, molecular function: polyubiquitin modification-dependent protein binding; ubiquitin binding; damaged DNA binding. Gene Ontology annotation, biological process: proteasome-mediated ubiquitin-dependent protein catabolic process; nucleotide-excision repair. The record is from RefSeq and is a predicted model, not a curated record. Lineage: Eukaryota; Viridiplantae; Streptophyta; Magnoliopsida; Cucurbitales; Cucurbitaceae. The transcript has 12 exons. Bases 149 to 1378 code for a protein of 409 amino acids. Gene Ontology annotation, cellular component: cytosol; nucleoplasm.
CUGCCUUUCUUUUUUAACUUGCGCUUUCGGUUACCGUCGUUCGAAGGCUUUGCUCUCUCUAGGGUAUUAGCAUAAUUCUCUCGAAUCCGGCGUCGGACCUGCUGCUGUGGUCUUGCAUCUUCGCGAAGGCCGCGAUCGAUUUCUGAAGAUGAAGAUUUUUGUCAAGACUCUCAAGGGCUCGCACUUCGAAAUCGAAGUUCAGCCUGAAGAUAUGGUUGCUGAUGUGAAGAAAAACAUAGAAACUGUUCAGGGUGCUGAUGUUUACCCUGCUGCUCAGCAGAUGCUUAUCCAUCAAGGGAAAGUCCUUAAAGACGGCACAACACUGGAUGAAAAUAAAGUUUCCGAAAAUAGUUUUAUUGUAAUAAUGUUAACAAAGAAUAAAAGUUCAUCGGGUGGGACAUCUUCUACCACACAAGCUGCGCCAGUAUCGAAGGCACCACAGAACACUGCCCCUGCACCUGCUGCCACUCCAGUGUCAACGUCGGAAGUUCCUCUACCAACAUCAGCACCGCCUGCUACUGUUACCGACUCUUCUCCUCCCGCUCCUCCGGCUCUGGCUCCAGCUCCAGCUCCAGCUACAGUUCCUGCAACCCCUGUUUUGGCAGAAUCCGAUGUCUACAGCCAAGCAGCUUCUAACCUGGUUGCUGGUAGUAACUUGGAGGACACUAUCCAACAAAUUCUUCUCAUGGGCGGAGGGAUUUGGGACAGAGACACUGUUGUUCGAGCUCUUCGUGCUGCUUACAAUAAUCCAGAAAGGGCUGUUGAUUACCUUUAUUCUGGAAUACCUGAACAACUUGAAACCCCACCUGCUGCUGGAGUUCCGUCUACUGUGCAAGCGACCAACCCUUCAGCCCAACCUGCACAGCCAGCCCAACCUGCACAGCCAGCCCAGCCUGCAUCUGUGACGUCAACUGGCCCAAAUGCUAAUCCAUUAGAUCUCUUUCCUCAGGGUUUGCCUAAUAUAUCUUCCGGAGCUGUUGGUUCCGGCAGUCUUGAUUUUCUACGAAAUAGUCCUCAGUUCCAAGCUUUGCGAGCAAUGGUGCGAGCUAAUCCUCAGAUACUCCAGCCUAUGCUUCAAGAGUUGGGUAAACAAAAUCCUCAGUUGAUUAGGCUUAUUCAAGAUCAUCAACCUGACUUCCUCCGCUUGAUUAAUGAGCCCCUUGAAGGAGAAGGGAAUAUACUUGGGCAGCUUGCUGAGGCUAUGCCGCAGGCUAUAACUGUAACCCCGGAGGAGCGUGAAGCCAUUCAACGGCUUGAGGAUUUGGGCUUCGAUAGAGCUCUAGUAGUGGAGGUUUUCUUCGCCUGCAACAAGAACGAGGAAAUGGCUGCCAACUAUCUUUUAGAUCAUAUCCACGAAUUUGAGGGUAAUCAGAAUUAGUCCAUUCUCCUGCCGAUUUUAAUAAACCCCAAAAUAUAUAUAUAUAUAUGAAGACAGCCAAUCCAACAUCAAAACAAAAAGAAAAGAAUCUGUAUUUAUCCGUUGUGCUCCCCUCCGAUCUCUGUCUUUCUUUUCGCCUUUGGCAACAUUGUGAAUUGUGCUUGCUGUGAACAUAGAUGUGAAGAUGCGUUUUAUCCUUUUUUUAUUUUUAUUUUAUUUUAAUUCGCAACCCAAUACUUCGAGGUUUGUGUCAAUGUAAUUUCUAUACUUCAACUGGAAUUCGACUUUUUAGUCUAUUAUUUUGUCAGUGCUGUUCCCUUUAGGCUUAAGGAUCGAUCAGACGUGUUCUGUUGUGAUUGAAAGUUCAAUGCGUUAUGUUAUCAUUGUCU